Suillus subalutaceus is the source of this 1337-nucleotide messenger RNA. RefSeq lists its product as uncharacterized. The transcript has 2 exons. The record is from RefSeq and is a predicted model, not a curated record. The coding region runs from base 175 to 1281 and encodes 368 amino acids. NCBI's taxonomy places the organism in Eukaryota, Fungi, Basidiomycota, Agaricomycetes, Boletales, Suillaceae.
CACAAGCGUGUCACCCGCGUGUAGCUUUAUUAUGCCACCACAAAGUAGUCCACAGGUGGCUUUGUCGAUAGUGGACCAAGCUAUUUUUCACAGCACUGAAAAUCUCUAUAUAAGCACUAGCUCACUUCAUGUUCUCUUCCAAUUUCACCCAUCCUUGCGACUUUGAUCCUCCGAAUGUCCCCCGCUACUGAUACUCGAUCUCGUACUGGAGGCGCCAACUAUGACGAACCGGCUGACACAGCGGUCAAGUGCUCCAUAAUGAACGACAGUAGCUCGCGCGCGAAAGGUACUACUCUCCGACGCUUCAAAAAAGAGGAAGGUGUAAUCUACCACAUUCCAUCAAGUUCCGAUCUAGCAAGUCUUUUCGCAUUAGACGAGAGUAAACCCCUCUUGGUGAACCCUCCUACUCUCAACAAGAAGUCCUCUUCCCCGUCGAUUGACACAAUCCGUCCCCUCCGAGCCGUUCGUCGACUCUUGUGCACAUCUGAGACAGUGGCUCCUCCCAAGACAACUUACGAACAUGCAGUCGAGAGCUCUACUUCAUCUCCGACAAAGUCACCUUCAAAGAAAUCAGGUGCUCGCAAACUCCGCCAAUCAACGUCUUCGAGAGUGGAAGAUGGUGCGGAAACGGACAUUGCAAGCAUUACUUCUCGCAUUCUCCAGCGUCUCACUAUCCUCCAAGUUCCCUUCGAUCUCGACGAUGUCGGAGAACCAGUGCCCAUUUCACAAACCACGGUCGACGCUACGCCAGUGAAGUAUGGCUUAGAAGACCUUAACAUGAAGAUCCGCCGCCACGAACGCCACGUCACGACAUGGGACGCGCCCGACUGCGCGUUCUUCAUCUUCCCAGCACAACUUCUGAUUGCAUGUACCUCUAAAAAUGAUUUCGACCCCCUGGCUAUUCCAGACGUCACAAUUGUCGAUCUCGUCUGCACCACGGUGGCGAUGAAUGGCCCUUACAAGUCUCACCCUCAAAUCGCGUUCAGGACAUUCUAUGAUGGCGCCACGAUACGCUACGUGAAAGAUGAACCCACACCCGAUCUGUCUCGAGGCAUUCAUAUUGGAAAUGUCCCAUGGUGUUCCAUGGACGGGGAUGGUCAUUUCGGGUGGUACAUGCGCUUCUGGAUUCCAAUACCGUUCGCACUCUUUCAACGAGCGGAGACGAGGACUUUCAAGAUAGAUGCCAAGGUACACGUUAAUGGAAAGGAUGGUAAAGACGGGUUUUUAAACGCUUCGACUGAUUUCACGUUGUCGAGGUUGCGGAGAGGUUUGGCGAUGUAAAUAUAGAAUCAUAUGAAUGUCACCUUGUGCUAGUACUGAUAUCUAUAAAAUUUGAC